AUUGCUUGACCGGAAGUCGGUCCGCCGCAUUAACGCUCCCGCAGGAACAAGGAAAUUGAAAACAUUUAGCAGCGGCUGCUGUGAACAAGCCCCACCUCUGCAGGUGGAUGUGAGCCGCAGUACACUGGAAAGAGGGUCCAGUGUAUCCAGGCGUUAUUACGAUACAACGGGCAACAACAUGGGACUGCUGUCUGACCCCAACAGAAGACGGGCUUUGAUCAGCCUGCUAACCCGCCUCAAUGCCCCAAUCUGUGUUCUCUGCUACAUGGCGGGUGUGGCCUGGUUCAUGGGGUUAGCAUUUGAGCCGUUCACUCUGCGGACAUACAUGUCAGAGAAUGCCAUGGGGUCUACAAUGGUGGAGGAGCGCUUUCCAGCAGGGGAGAGGGCGCUGGCCACGGGCAGAGAGUUUUCAGCUCAUAAGAAGAAAGCAGGUGGGAUGCCAGUGGAUUGGCUGGUGAAGACUAUGCAGGCUCGAGGGCUGGAGGUGUUUACCCAGAGCUUCUCUCGCACGCUGCCCUUCCCUGAUGAAAACAAAGAGAGAUAUAUGGUAAAAGGCACAAAUGUAUACGGAAUCCUUCGGGCCCCCAGAGCUCCACGGACUGAAGCCCUGGUGCUCAGUGCCCCCUGCACCCCAGGCGAUAACAACAACCAGGCAGUGGGGCUGCUACUCGGCUUGGCACAGUACUUCAGGAAUCAGAUUUACUGGGCCAAGGACAUCAUCUUCCUUGUGAAUGAGCAUGAUCUGAUUGGCAUGCAGGCCUGGCUGGAGGGCUACCACCAUACCAACACUACAGGUAUGGACUGGUCCCCACUUCAAGGCCGUGGUGGUUCAAUCCAGGCAGCUCUGUCCCUGGAGCUCAGCAGUGACGUCAUCACCAGUUUGGACCUGGUACUGGAAGGCCUCAACGGCCAGCUCCCCAACCUGGAUUUAGCCAACCUCUUCUAUGCCUUCUGUCAGAAGAUAGGAGUCCUUUGCACCAUCCAGGGCAAGCUGCAGAGGAAUGACUGGGACAGUGUGUCAGGCUACAGCCAUUCAGUCCAGACCAUGAUGCUGAUGGUGAUGAAGCAGGCCAGUGGGCGGCCUUGGGGGGAUCAUGGCCUUUUCCUGCGAUAUCACAUUGAGGCUGCCACCAUCAAGGGCAUCAACAGUUUCCGUCAGUACAAGACCGACAUUACUACCAUUGGCAGGCUCCUGGAAGGAAUGUAUCGUAAGCUGAAUAACCUCCUAGAGCGCCUACACCAGUCCUACUUCUUCUACCUCAUGCCGUCCCUCUCUCACUUUGUCUCCAUUGGUUACUACAUGCCAGCCUUCGGCCUCCUCGCAGUCAUCCUGCUGCUUCGUGCCUUAGACCUGUGGGUUCAUCUUGCGAAUCCACCACAAAGAACAGAAGAUGGAAUCGUUGACACUGAGCAGCUGUCCAGUCCAGGAGUGCUGUCAGUGUUGACUCCUCUGGUGAUCAGCCAUCUGACUGGAGUAGCUCUGUACACCCUGCCAAUACAUUUUCAGGAGAUGGCUGUGGAACACUUCCCAGUGUCUGAGACCGAGGCUGUGGUCCUGACAGUUAUUGCGGUUUACACAGCAGGCCUGGCUUUGCCUCAUAACACACACAGGCUCCUGUCGGGUGAGGGGACGGAGCAGGGCUGGAGAGUGCUGAAGCUGGUAGCUGUGCUGUACCUGGCUGUGCUGCUGGGUUGCACCGCCCUCAUCAACUUCUCCCUGGGCUUCAUCCUGGCUCUCACCCUGGUGCCUGUGGCUGCCUUCGUCACACCCCACGUACCAAAGGUUCUGUCAGCCUUUAUCCUGGUCAUCCUCAGCCCAGCCUGCACACUCCUCUUUUCUGUCUUUUUCUUCCAAGAGCUGCAGGAAAUGCCUGUCAGCUUCCAGGACGGUUGGUUGCUCUACCUGUCAGUCAUCUCCCAGGGCAUCCUGGACCACUCCCUGUACGGCUCUUUGGUUUACCCACUCAUAGCCCUGCUGGUCUAUCCUUGCUGGCUGCUUUUCUGGAACAUCCUCUUCUGGAAGUAAAUGCCAGCCAUACAGGACUAAUGAAGGCUUUCAUGGUGUUCUCAGGUUUGUCUUCACUGGGGGAAAUGUGAGUGACAGUUAAAUCCACUGGAGAGAUUGGAGAAGAAGAGGAAUAUCUGUAGUUGACUUGGAAAGAAUGCAGUGACUCCCUUUUUUUGUGGACAUUUUGUUGCUAUUUCAUUCUUAAAACAUUGGAGAAAAAUCAGGUUUUCUUGAUAAACUAAGCAGAAGACUGUUUUGUACUGUACAUCUCACUUACAAAUAAUAAGCGGAAGAGGGGUCGAUCUUUUCAUAAAUGUCAUGGUUGGGUGGCUUUCUGUAAAUGAGUUUGGUUUAAGGAUUUCUUUGUGGUACAUAAGAAAAAUGACUGCACUGUUUUUUAGUUCUUUUGUUUUAUCACGCAGGAUGGUGAUGGAUGAAAUGGUUGUUGAAAUGGAAGAAACUACCUGUUAGUCUGCCUCCUUAUCUGUAUCUGUUGAACAAGCCAUCACUACAUCUAAUAUUUUUAUACUUGUUUUGAUAACUUUCUUUGAAACAUGUUUAUUUCAUAUUUAUAAAUGCCAAAUUAAAAGACUGAAAAAGA
Messenger RNA from Siniperca chuatsi (mandarin fish), 2609 nucleotides. RefSeq names its product glycosylphosphatidylinositol anchor attachment 1 (gene gpaa1). Gene Ontology annotation, cellular component: membrane; GPI-anchor transamidase complex. Lineage: Eukaryota; Metazoa; Chordata; Actinopteri; Centrarchiformes; Sinipercidae. The record is from RefSeq and is a predicted model, not a curated record. Gene Ontology annotation, biological process: attachment of GPI anchor to protein. The transcript has 13 exons. The coding region runs from base 179 to 2026 and encodes 615 amino acids.